Cavia porcellus (domestic guinea pig) is the source of this 580-nucleotide messenger RNA. It is a transcript of the gene Pcp2, whose product is annotated as Purkinje cell protein 2. Lineage: Eukaryota; Metazoa; Chordata; Mammalia; Rodentia; Caviidae. The record is from RefSeq and is a predicted model, not a curated record. The transcript is spliced from 4 exons. Gene Ontology annotation, molecular function: protein binding; guanyl-nucleotide exchange factor activity. Bases 83 to 517 code for a protein of 144 amino acids.
AGCUGAGGAUUUGAGGUUGGAGUGGACUGUUUAAAAGGGCCUUGCUUGCAAGAGGCUGGGACAGAAGCUAGCAGCGAAGUGGAUGGAGCCCAGGGGAGGGAUCGUGAUGGAGCAGGACAAGAAGGGACAAGAGGGGGGCUUGUGCCCGCUGGGCAAGGCAAGCUCGCCAGACCAGGAGGGCUUCUUCAACCUGCUGAGCCACGUGCAGGGUGACCGGAUGGAGGAGCAGCGCUGUUCGCUGAAGGCUGGGGUAGGACAGACAACCGAGAGCGAGGGUGACCCUGCACCUGAGAUGGACAAUCUUAUGGACAUGCUGGCCAGCACCCAGGGCCGCCGCAUGGACGACCAGCGAGUGACGGUCAGCGCUCUGCCUGGCUUCCAGCCCAUUGGCCCCAAGGAUGGAGUGCAGAAACGAGCUGGGACACUCAGCCCUCAGCCCCUGCUCACCCCCCAAGACCCCAGUGCGCUCAGCUUCCGCAGGAACAGCAGCCCCCAGCCCCAGACACAGGGCCCCUGAGGAUCUCAACCAUCCUGGGCCCCACUGAGCCCCCGUAAGCAAAUAAAACAUUUGCAUGAGCAA